AUGGACCUGGAGCGACAGCAGGGCCUCUUCUUCAACACCACGGGAAAGACGAAUAGUCUGUCUGGCGGUGAUGGGAGGCGAGUGAAGAAGCCCACGAGCCCGUUCACGCUACCGGUCAAAUCGGCACUGAAGACGACCGUCUCUAUGCCGCCAAGUCAGCGACCACAGUUUGUGCUUAUGCGAUCACCAGAAGGCAGUCAGUUGCCCUCGUUGCUGGGGCCCGCGGAAGAUGCCACCUUCAACACUGGCUCCUCCAGCCAAGGAGGCUCAUUGAGUCAAUGCAGCUCAUGCACCUACUCACCGGACCAGCUUCUAUUCAACUCCAUCUACUGCUCCGACCUGGUGGCCAUCACCGACGAAGAAGAGACCAUCGAUCAGAUGACGAUCGCCCCAACAACGCCAGUCUCUAGGUCUAUCCCGACCGGUUGUGCCUCCACAAUGACCCAAAAACUAAACACCCCCAAGACAACCACCUGCCCAAAGGGCGACUCGGACUCGAGUGCUCCUUUAGAAGCCUCCCUCAGUCAGUCAGGCCGUAAGAGCCUGCUGUUGUUGCCAUGCGUCAAGUCGCCUAGGCAACAGGUUUCUGGACAGGCCAGAAGAGAUAACGGUCGUCAUGCCUUCUGUCCUCCAUACCUUAGCUUCACCCUGCAACAGACCGGCCGGGCUGAGCAGGCCAGAGUGCGCUUCCAAGAGCCGGAGGAGGAGUCAAGAGAGACGGCCGAUACCAAAGAUCCUGCCAAGUCGGAGAGGCAGGCCGGCUGGUCGGCAAACUCAUCGCCCAGGCUGGUCCGAGCGGCCGACGACCAUGUGUUGCUGACCGGCCUCAAGUGCGAUCCGACCGCUGAUCCAUUUGAUCCGGCCGUCGGACUGGCUGACUCCCGACUCGGCCGACCCGACGGCAACAGUGUUGAUCGGCCGGCAACGCAAUUGCCAACUCGGCAGAUGCUCUUCAACUGUCUAGACCCCUCCUCGCUGCCAACAGGAGCGGCUACACGGAACGAGGAGACGGUGAGCUUCUGUCUGCCCCUGAAGACGCCGCCAGCGGUCCACAUGACGACGAAUUGUGGCGCCAUCCCAUCCGACCACCCGCGCAGGGUUGGUGUGGAAUCCGAGAGUUUGUUCCAGUUGAGUGCGAACAAGCGGAAGCCGGUUCUGUGGAACGCUGUCGGAUGGGAUAAGACUGAAGGUGGUGAAAUGGGAAAUUGCUUGAAGCAGUUGUUGGCCAAUUCCGACGCUCAGGGAAGCCUCAGACGGCUUAGCAACCCGUCACGUCAAUCAGCGACCGUCACCCGAUCAGCUCAUCUGUCCGUCUUGGGUUCCACUUUGGAUGAUGUGGCCGCCGUCUCUCCAAUCACCUCUUUUCUUCUUCCUUCUCUCUCAAUCCCGAUGUCUAGACGACAAACAAAACAGCAGCAAAGUUUCCAGCAUCAAUCCACCUGA
Protopolystoma xenopodis is the source of this 1443-nucleotide messenger RNA. The record is from the annotation of a GenBank genome assembly. NCBI's taxonomy places the organism in Eukaryota, Metazoa, Platyhelminthes, Monogenea, Polystomatidea, Polystomatidae.